This is a messenger RNA of Meloidogyne enterolobii, 247 nucleotides long. NCBI's taxonomy places the organism in Eukaryota, Metazoa, Nematoda, Chromadorea, Rhabditida, Meloidogynidae. The record is from the annotation of a GenBank genome assembly.
GUUGUCAGAAUCAGGGAGAAAUAUUCUUUCAAAGGAAUUUUCUUAUUAUUCAAAAAUGUUACUUGAUUAUUUACACAAUAAAUUGGGUAUAGAUGCUGGAACUAAAAAAUAUGCUGAAUGUAUUCAUUUAAUUACAGCCUCAUUUAUUGCAGCAAAAAACUUUAAUUUAUUAAUAACAUAUCAAGAAGCUUUCUAUAAACGUAAACCAGUGAACAUUGUAAUGCCAAAUUGUCUUAAAUAUAGCUAG